UCGAGUGCGCGUCUCGGUUUAGCGUGGAGUCUUUUUCCCCUCCGGGUCUUUUCGGUCGUAUCGUUUUUCCACAAUCGCCAGCGAUUCGAGAGUGACUCUAAAGAAGAGUCUGAACGGAAGAGUCCUCCUCCUCCUUCUCCUUCUUCAUCUUCAUAUUCUCCAGAGACUGUCUUCUUCUGAGAUACUGCCUCUUGGUUUCUUCUUCUUCUUUUUUUUUUUAUUUCUCUUGGUUGAUUGGUACCGUUGACGACGGGCCAUAGUGUGUGAUACACAAACAGUGAUUGGACAGAGCACAGUGUAUUCUAGAAAAAUACUUGGUGGAUUACAGAGGAUUUUGUAAAUUCUCCUGCAACUUUUGGACCAAUACCGCGAAGUAGUAUUGGAAGGGUUGGAGAGUUUUGGAUAAAAUGCAUUUGCCGGAUGGACCGGGAAUGGACCAUUUGAAUGCGAUUCACGAGACGCUGCAGGCUUGCCACGGAGAUCUAGUGAGGACCGGAAGUCCCGCCAUCCUCUGUAGCGCGUUGCCAUCGCACUGGAGGUCGAACAAGUCGUUGCCGGUGGCUUUCAAGGUCGUGGCUCUCGACGAAGUUAGCGACGGCACUCUGGUCACGAUCAGAGCCGGCAACGACGAGAAUUGCUGCGGAGAACUAAGAAACUGCACCGCGGUCAUGAAGAACCAAGUUGCCAAGUUCAACGAUCUGAGAUUCGUCGGUCGCAGCGGGAGAGGAAAAUCCUUCUCGCUGACGAUACAAAUUAGCACGGUGCCCUUCCAAGUCGCCACCUACACGAAGGCGAUCAAAGUCACAGUAGAUGGACCAAGAGAACCUCGAUCCAAAUCGAAUUAUCAAUACGGACACGCAUUCCCUGGACUUGGACUGCUGAAUCCUUGGGUGGAUGUCGCUUGUUUAGGACACGCGUGGCACUUUCCUCAUCCAGCGUUCGUCAAAGGAACAAUUCCAAUACCAUCGCCAGAUUUAUUUCCACCAGCGUUCCCCCCGCCGGUUCUGCCGGCGUACCCGUUCGACCACGCGAAGUAUCCAACCGAGUACGCGACGUUGCCGCCAAAAACUAGCAGCAGCAGCACCACCACACCGGCCACCAACCCCAAUAGCCCGUCCAGAACGCCGCCGAAGAGCCCGAGCGAGUCCGGAAGCGAGUCAGCCCUUGAAGAGAUACGCAGCGCGUUCGUGCCAAUCAGAUUGAACACUUUGCCGCCAAUAUCGUCCGCCAUCACCGCCUCCUCCUCGUCCCCCGAACGAAUUCAGCCGAAGAAAACAAUCGACAACACGAGGAACGAACUGAAGGCGCCAACAGCACUCAUCUCGCGACCACUGACGCCAAAGAGGACAAGCCCCCCAUCCCCGGGCACGAAAAUCUCCUCAACGACCAAACCAGUUUGGAGGCCUUACUAGGACGAAAGGUGGACAAGAAUCCGAUGAAAACUGAAGAUGCACAGAUCUAAGUCCGGAACGGAAGGCUAGUGAUUAUAUAGACGUCGUCCGCGAGAUGUACAGUCUCUUUUGCAGAACGACAAGAAUGCGUGUGACCGACGUUAUUGAGCGUGGCUCCCGAUGGAGAGAGCUGAUACUUCUCCUCUUUUUCUUUCCUUUUUUCUUUUUCUUUCCUCUUGUUCAAAGGAGCGGGAUAUGUUGAAAAAUAGGUACAGUACGCGAAACGUUCUUUGUUCCACUAGCAAUUAGUAAAAUACCAAUGAAGAAACAUUUGCAAAGCUUUGCCUAUUUUUUGAUCAACCACCCUAAAUCUUCGUUCUUUUGGUUGUCCACUUGAACUUCGUUUCCCGAUUUUGGAUAAUCGGAGAACAAAGUUGUCGGUGUAAUCUAUGGCGUCUUCGGUUUUACGAAGACGGCAAGGAACGCGACUUGAUAAUUGACACGUCUUCGCGAGAUACAGUUACGUUGUUUCAUUACAGUUAUGUGUCAAUUAUCAAAAUGUACAUAACAAUUUUUGUAUAUACGUGUAGAUAGUUCGUGGACAAUAAUUGUAGAGAGUUUAAUUUUCAAAUGUAAUUGAAAUAUAUUCGAUAUAUUCGGUAAUAUUAUAAAUAAAGAGAUAAUAUUA
Molecule: messenger RNA, 2079 nt
Organism: Frieseomelitta varia
Lineage: Eukaryota; Metazoa; Arthropoda; Insecta; Hymenoptera; Apidae
Product: segmentation protein Runt-like
Exons: 4
Coding region: 408-1412 (334 amino acids)
Biological process (GO): regulation of DNA-templated transcription
Cellular component (GO): nucleus
Molecular function (GO): DNA-binding transcription factor activity, RNA polymerase II-specific; ATP binding; RNA polymerase II cis-regulatory region sequence-specific DNA binding
Source: RefSeq, a predicted model, not a curated record